This is a messenger RNA of Rhea pennata, 3722 nucleotides long. RefSeq names its product progestin and adipoQ receptor family member 3 (gene PAQR3). The record is from RefSeq and is a predicted model, not a curated record. NCBI's taxonomy places the organism in Eukaryota, Metazoa, Chordata, Aves, Rheiformes, Rheidae. Gene Ontology annotation, molecular function: signaling receptor activity. The coding region runs from base 58 to 993 and encodes 311 amino acids. The transcript has 7 exons. Gene Ontology annotation, cellular component: membrane.
GGCGGCGCGGCCGCCCAUGCGGCGAGGGGGGAGGGCUGAGGCGGCGCGGCGGGCAGGAUGCACCAGAAGCUGCUGCGGAGCGCGCACUACAUCGAGCUGGGCAGCUACCAGUACUGGCCCGUGCUGGUGCCCCGCGGCAUCCGCCUCUACACCUACGAGCAGAUCCCCGUCUUCCUCAAGGACAACCCCUACAUCACGGACGGCUACCGCGCCUACCUGCCCUCCCGCCUCUGCCUCAAGAGCCUCUUCAUCCUGUCCAACGAGACCGUCAACAUCUGGAGCCACCUGCUCGGCUUCGUCCUCUUCUUCACGCUCGGCAUCUACGACCUGACGGCGGUGCUGCCGGCGGCCGGCGCCGCCCGCGAGGACUUCGUCAUCUGCUCUGUCUGCCUCUUCUGCUUCCAGGUCUGUAUGCUUUGCUCAGUAGGAUAUCAUCUUUUUUGUUGUCAUCGCUCAGAGAAAACCAGCCGACGAUGGAUGGCAUUAGAUUAUGCAGGAAUUUCCAUUGGUAUCCUGGGCUGCUAUGUAUCGGGCGUAUUUUAUGCAUUUUAUUGUAAUAACUACUGGCGUCAGGUGUAUUUAAUCACUGUGCUGGCAAUGAUCUUGGCAGUAUUUUUUGCUCAGAUUCAUCCCAGUUACCUCACACAACAGUGGCACAGGCUGCGCUCCAUCAUCUUUUGCUCAGUGUCUGGAUAUGGAAUUAUUCCUACAAUCCACUGGGUUUGGCUCAAUGGAGGAAUCAGUGCAUCUAUUGUACAGGAGUUUGCUCCACGUGUGGUUGUGAUGUACUUCAUUGCUGCAGUAGCUUUUCUCUUCUAUAUAUCCAAAGUUCCAGAGCGAUACUUCCCAGGACAGUUGAACUACCUCGGAUCUAGUCACCAAGUAUGGCAUAUCCUUGCAGUAGUGAUGUUGUAUUGGUGGCAUCAAUCUACAGUUUAUAUCAUGCAAUACAGACACAGCAAGCCCUGUCCUGAGUAUAGUGUGGACUUGUGAGUGAAGAGAGAUCGUACUGCCAUGAAAUUUCUGAUUAUGAGGGUUUGGACAUUACCUAGAUGCCACGAUAUCAAGUUAUGCACUGAAGCGUUUCUUCUCCAACUUCGACUGUUUCCCCACUUGCUGGGAUGUACAUGAUCAGGAGUUUUGAAGAGAACAACAACGCCCAGGUCCCAGAUUAAUUUCCUUCUCGAUCAUUUUAUGUUCUGCAGUGAAGUACAAAACAGGUCUUCCCAGAGCGGGUGAUGGACAGGUGGGCCAUAUGAGAAAGUAUGUGGAUCGCUGGAUUCCGUUCUUGAUGGUAAACGCGAACAACAGAAGUAAGUACUCUCGGUGAGCCAACAGGCCCUUAUAUCGGUUCAGUGAUUUGCAGGUUCUCGUUCAAGUGCAAAACGAAGGACCAGCGUGCUGCAUCUUUCGGAGUCAUUGUCCGAGCGAUUUGCUUAUGCUUACACAUCAGUACAGUCGUGUAUAAAAUAGAAUCCAGUGGAGUCUCGUACUUUUCUAGAAAAGCUUUCUUUCGUUGUGUUCGGAAAAUGACAGCAGAUAUCCACUAUAGUUUUCUUCAUUGCCAGACUUCAAAAUAGCUCCCCACUACAGGCUAUGCCAUUACUUCAGCAUUUUUUUCAAACUCUAGAUCCCUUACAUGCUUGUAAAAAUACUGUUCUGACAUAUUCUGAGGGCAGCAGUGUUCAAGUUCUGUGCACUCUUGCAACCAGCAGACAGCUGCAAAGAGUUUUUUUUAAACAAGUUGUGUUUUUACAGGUAUAAAUAAUAUACCCUAUUUGAGUAGUGGUCCUGCUGUGGAUUUAAAUCACUGAACUUGGCCUUUUAAAAUAUGAUAUAUUAUGCUACGCUUUCAGUACUUUCUUACUGAAAAAAAAAAGACUUACUGCCAUAAUUUUUCUCACAGUAAAAAUAAUUGCCUUGGGUUUUAAAAAGUGUAGUUAAAACCAUGCCUUCUAAUAUGAAUGCUAUGGAGACUUGAAACAUACAGAUUUUUAGGGAGCUGUAACUCAGCAUGAUUCAGCUCCGUGCCAGUUUUCUGAAUUGGAUUGGAAUUCUUCAGAUUUUUGGGUUAGAAACAGCAUUUUGAAGUGGCUUCUGUGCAACAGCUGCUUUUGUUUACAGUUCAGUUAAGCAGCGGUAGCAAAUGCUGCUGCGUGGCACGAUCCAACCUCAGUCAGUAUUAGUCCGUUUUCCUCUGCAUGCAUCAAGAUGCUGUUAAUACUUAAUCCCAGACUCAUAGUCUGGGAGGAGGUCAAUUGAAAGACAUGACUGCAACAGCACCAAGUGUCACAACGCAGGCAAUCCUGUAACUGCGGAACAGAAUGUUUCCGCCUGUAGCCGUAGCAGAAAUGGUUGUCAUAAGAUGGUACUGCUGACGUCACUAGAAGUCCGUAUGGUUUGUGCAGUGUGGCCUUUGAAAAUGUACAGAUAUCUUCGUUCUUACUGUGUGAUAAUCUGACAACAGUCAGCCUAAAACAUACUGACAGUAGCCUUUUGUGGUUUUAAACAAGUUGUCUUACCACGCAAGUCCGAGAGACCACCUUAGGCAACAAUACUACAAGCUGCAUAACACACAAAAAAAAAACCAUACCAGCCUUGCGUAUCAUCCUCUGCCGUUGCCUUUGUCCUCGCAGAGAGGAUGCCUUCCCCGAGUGGGUUUUACCUUACCAGUCGCAACAGCAAAGCACGUUUCUCCCUUCAGGCCCAGCGAGCCCUGCUAGCGCAGCAGGACCAUCACGGCGUCGUCUGGAGGGAAGGGACCUGGGUGGGCCGCUAGUCCAGCCUCCUGCUCGGCUGGGCCAGCACCCGGUUCCGACCAGGUUGCUCUGGGCUCUUCUCCAUCAGACCCUGGAAAACUUCCAGGACAGAUGAUGGCCCAGCCUCCAAUGUCUGGCUGGCCUCGUGCUAGAGCCCCCUUCUCCUUUCAUAUAGUCAGGACGGCCCCUGCUUCAGCUCGCACCUUUGCAUGGUCUCCCAUCCUCUGGCCGUGCCUCUCCGUGUGAAAAAGGCUGCUGGUAGGUCCCCCGAGGCCGCCACCUCCUCUCCUGGCUAAGUAGGCCCAGCUGCCUCAUCCUUUUCUUUUGGGGGUGUGUGCUGUAGCCCCCUGGCCCUCUUGGAGGCCCUGUGACCCAGCAGAUGCUCUCAAGGGCACAGCGAUACGAACCUCAGUGUAAAACGUUGGAACGUUCAUGCGAGAUGGAAAACGCAGGGCACUAACUCCUGUGCUGGUAUGCAGGCAUUUGUUAUGAGAGGAUAAUGUUAACUGUAGAUGAAGUUCAGGAACACAGUGUUUUUUCCAACUCCCAAAACACUUAAUGGCAACAACUGACUUUCCACGUAGAAUUUAACUCCCAGACCUUUGAGCUUUUUCAUGUAGCACUGAUUUUUUUUUUAAACUUCACAGCCAAGCAAGUUUCAAGUGCUCUAAUGACUACUACUGAAGCCUAACAAGGAACCUGCAAGUAAAAAAAGCCCAUUUCCAGUGUUACAUAAACAAUAUUUGAAAAAUGUGUGAUUGUGUCUUGAGAGCAUACUGAUUUUGUAGUUGGCUAGAUUUUUUUUUUUUUUUUAUGUAAACUACUGUAGCAGUUUUCACUGGAUAAGGAAACUGAUUGCCAAGUUGUACAUUUUUUUUAUUCUGAUAAAAUUUAUCAAGCUGCAUGACACUGAUUUAUGUAAAUAUUGAGCCUGUAAAUAAAUUUUGGUUCAUUGGAUGUGUA